Molecule: messenger RNA, 2082 nt
Organism: Parascedosporium putredinis
Lineage: Eukaryota; Fungi; Ascomycota; Sordariomycetes; Microascales; Microascaceae
Source: the annotation of a GenBank genome assembly
AUGCGCCUCAGGCAGCUCUUCCCCGGAGCGGCGCUCCUCGCCCUCCAGGCCGCCCUAGCCAGCGCCCUCAGCACCUCCAGCACCGUCCUCAUCUUUGCCAGGGACGAAGACUCCGGCAAGUCGGGCUCCUACGGCCUCCGCGGGUACGGCAUCCCCUACGAGAUCGUCAUCGGCAUAUAUGGCGGCUUCAUCGUCCUAAGCGAGGUCGGCUACGACUACGAGAACCAGUGGCGGAGCGCCCUCACCGACGAGCAGUGGCAGGUGCUCUAUGAUUACCAAGGACAGUUUGGCGUGAGAAUGGUGCGGUUGGAUGUAUUCCCGAGCGCCGCUUUUGGUACCAAGACACAACACCCGGUGGGAGGUGGCUGCUGCGAAGAAGGCCAGGACCAACUCGUUAGCAUCACCAACAGUACCGCCUUCCCCACAGCUAACCUUAAGACCGACCAAGCUGUGAGCCUCCAAGGCAUCUGGCACUACCCCGCCAUCAUCACCGACGACUCCAUCGCCUGGGAGGUCGCAGGCUUUGGCCCCGCCGGCGAGUUCUUCGAGGAGCCCAGCACCGCCGCCAUCAUCAACCGCAUCGACAACCAUGAGCAAAUGGUCUUUUUCAUGGGCUGGGCCACCGAUUGGGCCCUGGUCUCCAACUACCUGCAGCAUGCCUACAUCCACUGGAUGACGCGCGGUCUCUCGAUCACUAAUACCCUCUUCUUCCUCCUUCGCGCAGUCUCGGGAAAUCGUAAGACGUACCUCAGCACCCAAGUCGACGACGUGCACCUCGACACCCCGCUCUUCCAAGUCGACGGCGAGGGCCCCGAGUUCCGCAUCAUCACCGACGACCUCGACGCCCACAAGACGUGGCAGGCCGGCCUCAACACGCGCCUGCCCGCGGGCUCCGACUACUUCAUGGAAAUGUGCCACAACGGCAACGGCGACAUCAUCGUGGCCACCGACGACGACUUCGGCUGGGAGAUUUGCGACCCCAACGAGGCCAUCGACUACGAGUCCCCGCCCGAUACCGAUCUCGAGUUCAUGAAGCCCCUUGGUACCGGCACUAGCCUGUGGCCCCCGACGCUCUUCGAAUACCCGUGGUCGCUCGAGUGCUGCCAGGUCGACCCCCUCGCCUCGUGGUUCAUGGUCCCCGAGAACCGUGACGCGUAUGCCCACGUCUCCCAUACUUUUACCCAUCUCGAGCUCAACAACGCGACGUACGAUGAUGCGUGGCGCGAGAUUGCUUUCAAUAGAGAGUGGCUCAACCAGGUCGGAAUCGCUAAUGGCUUGCGCUUCUCUCCUUCCGGCAUCGUACCUCCGGCUAUUACCGGCUUGCAUAACGGCGACGUUAUCCGCGCUUGGUUGGACAAUGAUAUCCGACAUGUGGUGGGGGACAACACGCGCCCCGCUCUUCGUAACAAGGACAGCACUUUUUGGCCCAAAAUCUCAAACGAGGAGGAUAACGGCUUCCCCGGCCUCGUCAUCAUUCCACGGUGGGCUACCAACAUCUACUAUAACUGCGCCUCUCCCGAGUGCACCGUAAACCAAUGGAAGCACACCACCACCAUUGGCGACGACGUCACCUUCGAGGACCUUAUCCACAACGAGGUCCGCACGAACGUCCGCUACCUUCUGGGCUUGCAGCACGAUCCUUACAUGUUCCACCAGGCCAACAUGCACCAAAGUGGCGUGGAGGAGGUGACCAUCGGCGACCAGAGCGGUACCUUUUCCCUCCUUCAGAUCUGGGUAGAGCACGUCACGCAGGAAUUCACGCGUUUGACCAACUGGCCUGUCCUCACCUUGAAGCAUGACGAUAUCGCGCAGCUAUUCGUUGACCGUAUGGCGAGAGAUCAAUGUACCCCCAACCUGUCCUAUAACUACUCCGAAGAUGGUCUCUUCAUCACCAGCGUGACAGUUACCACUACCGAUAACACCUGCGACGUUCCGGUCCCUGUCACCUUCCCCGGAAGCGUCGAAUCCACCGACGGUGUCGGGUCGGAGGACAAGGUAGGGGAUGAGCCACUAAUUGUGUGGGUCACGAUGGAGGGAUCACCCGUCACCUUCACUCUCGCCGAGCCCGUGUCCCUGUGGUAA